Molecule: messenger RNA, 1692 nt
Organism: Micromonas pusilla CCMP1545
Lineage: Eukaryota; Viridiplantae; Chlorophyta; Mamiellophyceae; Mamiellales; Mamiellaceae
Exons: 1
Coding region: 1-1692 (563 amino acids)
Biological process (GO): proteasomal ubiquitin-independent protein catabolic process
Cellular component (GO): nucleus; cytosol
Molecular function (GO): peptidase activator activity; proteasome binding
Source: RefSeq, a predicted model, not a curated record
AUGCUCCUCGUCGCGUCGAGCGAGGGUGAUGACGGCCAAGACGCGAGCGUUAUCAUCGACGGCGGCGUUUCCGCGACGGAAUAUCUCGCGGUGACGCUCAACGAGACGCUGCCGGGGAUCGACGCGAACGACCCUUCGAAGACGCUCGGGACGAUUAAACUCUACGCGUCCGUGGUGAGUAACCUCGGCGUGUUAACGGACUUCGAACCGCCGUUUUCAUUCGAGUGGUCCUCCUGGAUCGACGCGCUGUUCGAUCGCUUCUUCGUGUUCUUCGAAAACGUCGACUCCGGCGGCGCGUCGAACGCGAGCGGGUCGGACAAACACCGCGGCGGCGCCGGCGGCGACGGCGGCGCGUCCUAUCUCAUGGGCUCGUCGUCGAUGUACUCGCCCUUAAUGCGGCUUCUCUUCGCGCGGAUGCACACCUCCACGCGCGCGAGGGCGGUCGAAAAGAUCGCGCGGUUCGUGUUGGGGAGCACGCACGCGGGGCUCACCGCGGAGGUUGGGCAGAUGGUCAUGGCCGCGACGACGGAAGCGCCCGAGGAGGCGUCCCCGAAACUGGUGCGGCCAAUCUUGCGCGCGCUCGCCGAGGAACUCUCCGUCGCGCGGCGCGCGGCGACGUCCGACGGCGACGCGCGCCCGGAGUCCAUCAUCUCGCCGACGCGAGAGGCGAAGCUCCGGUGGUUGAACGGCCUCCUCGGCGCGGGUCUGCACUACGGCGGCGAGAGGACGGCGGUCAUCGCGGACGAGAUCGCGGCGGCGGCGCGCGACAUGUUCGCAACAUCCGUGCUCGCGAAAUCGCUCCCGCUCGCGGAGAUGGGCGCGCACCUCACGUCGUUACUGUGCGGCGCGAUGACGCGGACGUACGUCAACGACCUCUUCGCGGCGGAGGCGGAGGGAGGAGACGAGGCGAGGGGCGCAUUUCCGAGCGCGUGGGUCGUGAGCAAGGUGAGAGAGGGCGAGGACGACGCGUCCAUGCCGAGGCCGUUUUUGUGGCGAAAACCGUCGGAGAGAGAGCUCGAGAUCGCCCGGGCGUUGUGCGCCGAGUUUCUCGAGACGCCGUGCCGCGCGCUCCUGGACGCGCACGGCGGCGACGGCGACGGCGACGGCGACGGCGACCCCGCUCGCGCGAUGAGCAAAGAGGAAACGCGCGCCGCGCUCGCGGCGAUCGGCGGCGUCGCGAGCGGCUUUCGCACGCGCAUGCGAGACUUCGCGCCGACGCCGUCGCCCGACGAGGCCUCCGCCGGCCGCGACGGUGGGUUCACCGUCGUCGGCGUCCAGGACGUCCACGCGCCGUUCGUGGGCGUCGAGACGCGCGACCUCGCCGGCCGCGCGGUCGCCGCGGUCUUGAACCGCGUCUCCGCGGACGACGUGGACACGCUCGGGAUGGCGUUGUCCGUCGCGGAGGACGUCCUGUCGCCGUUCCACCGAGACUACCACGGCGUCAAGGCGGCGCUUCGCACGUGGCACUCGGACGCGACCGCGCUGACGGCUCCGCAGACGCGCCCGGACGGGGAUAAGACGCGACCGCGGUGGCUCGUCGGCGAGCACAUGUUCUUGCGGUUCCUCUGGCGGUCGUCCCAGGCGGCGUACCACGCGGGCGGGCCCGGGUCUUCGCCGCCGACGGCGGCCGGGUACGUCCGACUGAUGGACGCCGCGAGAAGGACGGCGCGGACAAGGCGCAGGCGGCGGUGA